AUGGUGCCGCCACAGGGACUUCCUAUGGUGCGGAAGGAGAGGCGGAAACCGGAGCCAGAGGCUCGGGUCCAGUGGGCUCCACUGGAUCGGAGACAAGGCAAGAGACUGGUCGUGGAGGCGGAAGUGAAAGCGGAGGCGCAACCAGUGCGCCGACUCUGCUGGCGGCGCCUACCUCGUCAGUGCAAGGCAUUGUGGGAGAAGAGAGACGCGUGGAUGCACCUGAACCAGGCUUCGCUGAGCAGGGACCAGAGACUCGCGCAGACACUAUCGGCCAAGCUGGUACAAGCGGAGGUGGGUCAGCUACUCAAGAAGUUGGUGCGCAGGGCGGAGUGUUUUCUCGUGAGUGGAGUGAUGAAGCAGCUACGAGGGAUUUCCACACCCCGAGAUCGUCAAGGUCGUUUGGUCCUGGUGGCGCCUUUCCGCGCCCGGGAUUCCAAGGACAGUUGCCUGGAUGGGCCUAGGCUGCUGAAUAUGGGUGAGUUUGAUAGUGCUGGAGAUGCAGCUGAGGGAGAGAACAAUCGCCUUCAGGAACAGCUUGCAUUGGCCCGAAAGGAGGUUCAAGAUCGGCGAGCUCGAGAUGAGUACCACCCAGAGAUCUUGAAUGCCCACCUGGUCCCCGACCUGAUCCAUGGCGUGAUCCGCUGGGUGCCCUGUGGGAAGAACUUCAGUCGAGAAGAGACUCAGCGACCAGAGCCCUUGGCAGAAGGGAUAAGCGCCAGAAGUGUGGAGGAGAGCGCAACUACGGCCAUCCUUGAGGCUUUGACCAAGAACCUCACCAGUCUGCAGGAGCUACAGGCGAAGUCGAUGAAGAGGGACUUGGACGGUGAUGACGUGCCGGAGCAGGUGAAGACCAGCACGGUGAGUUUGCCUCUUUUACCUGGACCAGAGGGUGCGAGUGCAGGCAUCAUCUUGCAAGACUGGAUGGCCCAGGUUGCAGUACCGAUGCAGGACCUGUCUACGUCUUCAGGGGCAUGGUGGACUGGAGUUGUGACUCUGGUCAAAGAGGCCUACUCGAAGUGGUUGGCAGCCACUCCGUUGGAGCGAUUGCAGCUUGAGCCAGUGGUUCAUGAAGUAUGGACUGGGACCAAGUGGACGCGUGUGAACUCUAGAGCGUGCUCUUUGAUUUUGCCGAGCUUGGUCGAAGCAGUGAAGUCGGACCUCAUCGCCCGUCGUGCUGUGCAAAGUGCUCCACUGAUCCUUUUUAGGCUUCAUACGUGCUACCAACCGGGUGGUGCGUCCGAGCGCGCAGCAGUGCUGGCGAACCUUCAGAGUCCGGUGCAGCCCCCAUCGCUGGAUGAGACACUCACCUGGUUGAGAUCGUGGCCGCGGUGGGUGCAAAGAUGCAAGGACCUCAACAUGAUGAUUCCGGACGGAACCAUCUUAGCCAAGGCACUCACCUCAGCCACGAUGAAGCACAUGUCCGAGAAUCAGGACACCCACUUUCGUACUCAGCUUCUGAGGUCUACGCUCAGGAUCGAUGGGCAGCCGGCGUUCGGGGAUGUUGUCAAAUAUCAUCAGCACUUGCAGGCGGAGGUGGAGUCAAUGUUGGCUUCGAGGGCAGCGGCGCCUAUGCCAGCGCCUACCAUCAAGGUGCUGGGUGCAGGAUCGACAUCUACUACCACUCCAGCGAGCCCUACUACCAAGCCACCCUGCAAGUAUUUCCUGAAGCCGAGCGGCUGUCGACGAGGUCAGCGAUGUCCGUAUCCCCACGACCUCAGCGGACUAGGCAGGAUAGAGCGCUCAAAAAAGUGCCUUGCCUGUGGGAGUGAAGAUCACCGGCAGAAGGACUGCCCCACGAAGGUUGUGAAGCCGAAUACCAGGACCCAGAUCAGCCCGCAGUCACCUACGACGGCUAUGCCUACCGGAGCUCCCAAGGUGAGCAGCAUGGAACCUGAAGGGGAAAGCUCGCCUUCGUCGACCUCCCAUGUGGUUACAGGAGAGCCGGUGUGGACACUUGAGAGCUUACUUCAGGCGGCUGCAAAAGUAGCUGGCGUCCCACCACAAGGGCCAAAGCCGCCGUCAGUAAAUGUGCUGGCGUUGAAGAGGGCACCUACCAGCUCAGAUGAUCUGUCGAUGUUUGCCUUGGUUGACUCAGGUGCUACUCAUGCAUUGCGCCGUGCCCACUCACAGGAGGAGUGGAGUGAAGCAGAGUCUGUUACGGUGAACCUGGCAGGCGGGGAGUCGAUUGGGCUUCGGAUGAAUGCUGCAGGAACAAUUCUGGUGCCGGUGUCUUCGGUGACGUCAGCGACCUCAACAGCCCCAAUUGUUCCCCUCGGAGCUUUGGUUUCCCAGUUGGGGUAUACUAUGACCUGGGGGAAAACAAAGUGCAGGCUGGAGGGCAAGAAUGGCGAGCUGAUCACUUUGCGAGUUCGUGAAGGGUGUCCAGAAGUAACUGAGCAGGAGGCCUUGAAGUUGAUCUCGCAGUUAGAGGACGCCCGUCUGCAGGAGCUUCGCAACAACACGGCCGAGACAAGGACCCGGGUGAGGGCAGCAGCGCUUGCGAUGGAAAAGACGUGGUUCGAUCACCUUCUUGCGUAUGUGGACGGCGAGCUGUCCUCAGAGGCCCCGAAGGCCGUGGAAUCGGCACCCUUCUUGCAAGAAGUCCCGGCACCGUGCAAAGUGGGCCUUACGGAGCCGUUCCCGGAAGCGAAUGGAUGGCAGGCACUGAAGGGCCUCGAGCACUUGAAUAGGAGGACUAGAAAGAGGCUGUGGUCUUCAAACCAGUGGGUAGUGCAUUUGUUCGCGGGCAAAAAGGAGAAGCGCGACCUCUACCAUCUCGAAGGCCAUGGCUACUGUGUUCUGGAGCUGGACAUUGAGCGGGGCCGCACCCACGACCUUUUGAGAUCCUCAACAUGGCGGGCUUUGGAGUAUGGUGCUAGGAAGGGCAAGAUCGCAGCGAUCAUUGGCGGACCGCCCCAGGGCACCUUCAUGAUCUCCAGGCACGUUACAGGAGGGCCAGAACCUGUCCGUUCAAACGAGUACCUGUACGGGAACUGGGCAGGGCAAUCGGAUUCGGACGUUUGGGAGGUCAAUCGUGAGACCCAGCUCAUUACGAGGAUGAUCUACCUUCAUGCGCUAUCUACGGCAGGGAGGAUUCGCUCGGGCCCCACUCCGGAGUUUCGACGAGAAGUAGCUUUUCUGUUGGAGCAUCCCAGAGAUCCUCGUGGCUACUUGAAGUUCCAGGACCCGUUGUAUCCCGAUGUGGUGAGCUUUUGGAGGACCUCGCUGUGGACAGAGUACGCGAUGGAAGCCGGGCUGAGUACUCAAUGCUUUGACAUGGCAGCGUUGGGAAAGGCCUUUACCAGACAUACUACCAUCGGUACCAAUCUGUCUCUCAGGCACCUCAAUGGCCUGAGAAUGCGGUGGCACACAGACGGGCCGGCGCCUGAAAGAGCUCCAGCAUGCGUGUGGCCUGCGGAGUUCAUGGAGCAUGUGGUGUUGGCACUGAGAGAGUGGGCGAAAGUUCCCAGGAUGUUGAAGAUGAGUGCGGACCAAUGGCGCGAGCACGUGAGAAAGGGACAUCUUCCUUUCCGUGCCGAUUGUGCUGUGUGCGUACAGGCAGGAGCAACUGGUCGUCGUCACGCACGAGUAGAACACCCGUCGGCGUUUGUGUUGUCGGCGGAUUUGUCUGGGCCGGUUAAAGUCGGAGGUGUUGAUCCUGAGGGACGUGGUGCAUUCCCAAAGCCGUUCAAGUACAUCUUCGCGGCGAAGCUGAAAGUCCCUAGGAACUUUGUGGAAGAUGGCCGCGGUGCUUGGGUUGAUUAUGAUCCUGGGGAGCUAAGUCCUGAAGCCUAUGAAGAAAAAGAUGAUGGACUUGCAGAUGAACAAGGAGAUCGGGAGGAAUGCCGUGCUUCCCCAGGGGAUGGUGAUGCCGAUGAAGAGCCAGAGCGAAAAGAAGUUCCCCGGAGAGAUCAUGAAGAAGACCUCGAUCUGGCUGCGCCUGAGAUGGUGAACCUUAUCUUUGCUUGUGGCUUGAAGGACGAUAAAGCUACCACGGUUCUUGAGGCGAUCCAGGAUGUGGUGCUCUACUGCAAGGCCCUCAAUAUUCCGGUGCUCAGGUUCCAUACGGACCGAGGUAUGGAGUUUCGCGCCAGAGCCACUCGCCAGUGGCUAAAGAGCGAAGGCAUUCGCGUGACCGCCUCGGAGGCGGGAGUUCAUCAGACUAAUGGAGCGGCCGAGUCCACGAUUAGGUGGCUGAAGCAGAGGGCAAGGACUUUGCUACUGUCGGCAGGACUCCCGCAGCACCUGUGGGCAUCAGCUAUGAGUACGGCAUCUUCAAUGCAGCGUGGAGAUGUGUUGGGGUUUGAACCUAAUCUGGCGGCUCCCUAUGGUGCGAAAGUUAUGGUCAGGAAGCGCCACCUCGACGGACCAAAGCUCGAUGAUCUGGCACCCAGGUGGGUGUCGGGGGUGUACGUGGGGCUGUCAGACAGCCUAAGCAAAGGCCACCUGGUGUAUGUGAAGGACGAUGACGGUGAGCGUUUUGUUCACACACUUCAUGUUCGAGCUGGCUUACAUGAUCCGGGACCGGUUGAUGGCGAAUUUCACGCCGAGCUUCCAGAGCCACCUGAGCGGCGUGUUCGAGGAAAGUCGGCAGGUUCUGGAGAUGUGGUGAGCGUGUCCAAGGCUGAAGUGAUGGAUGACUUGGAGUUCAAGCGACGGGCACAAAGUCUUCUCAAGGACUGGGUCCAGGAGGAGGCGGAGGCUUUAGUGAAGGAGGUUGCUCGCUUGCUGCCAGACGAUGAGAAGAUCUAUGGAAUGUUUCGUCACGGAGGACGUCUGGGAAUCACCAAAGCAGCCGUUGAGAGACCAUGGUUCGCAAAGGUGCUGGCCAAGUUGCUGAAGACCCGGGCCCCGGAUGCGGAGUUUGCGGCAGUGUAUGUUUCGAUGAACAAUGAGCGUGAGGUUCACAUCGACAAGAACAAUGCCAUGGGGGCCGUGAACUACAUCCUCCCACUGAGUAUGCCAAGACGAGGUGGAGAACUGUGGAUGGAGUUGCGUGAUGGUGACGUGGUGUCGGGAAAGGUGAUUGAGUUGAUCUCCGGUGAGGGAAGGGCCAGAUAUGGAUGCGCUUUUCCACUUCAGGAAGGCACAGUGUUUACCUUUGAUCCCCAUAGACGUCAUGCAGUGCUUCCAUGGAAAGGUGAAAGGAUUGUGGUGGUUGGAUACACUCCUGGACUGCUGGAUUCGAUGCCUUGCCUCGACAAGGAGAUGCUGUGGGACUUUGGUUUUCCUUUGCCGCUGGAUGAAAGCGAGUCAGCUCCAGAAGUGUAUAUCAAUGCUUUGUCAGUGUCUUCGGUGAAGCAGCACAAGCGAGUUGAGGAGGAGGAUGUUCCCUUGAGAGGAGGUGAUUGGCAAGAGGUGAUUGAAGCUUCGGAUGGGGAGUACCUCUUCAAGUGCGACCGAGCAAUUUCUCACCGGAGCAGCGGUUCUUUGCCCUCCAGUUCGGCAGCUGUGUCGCCGCAGGACACCAGCCCAGCGCAGGUUCCUGUUGAGAGUUGGAGUGAGUGUGAAAUGCAGUUGGUGCUGUGUGAAGGGCAGGGUGAAGUGAGCACAGCGGUAGUUCCACCAAGAAGCAAUCGGAACCCUUCGUUGUACAAGGUUGAGGUUACCUACACUGAGGGAGUCGAGAGUAUUCUUCAAAGCCUAACGUCGCCCCUCUCCGUUGUGUACACCGUCAAUCCCAGGGAACUGGCGCCAGAGUUUGAGAAAUGGGCACCAUCGUUGAAGAAAGAGAUGUCGUCCCUGGACCAUGCGGUGGAAAAGGUGAUGUCAGAUGACCCGGAUGUUCGUGAUGAUUUGGCAUCAGGCAGAGGGCAACUCAUUCCGAUGAAAGUAGUCUACACCGUGAAGCCGCCUGAUCAACCCUCUCAAGGCGGGCAGCCCACAGAGCACUUCAAGCGGAAGUCUAGGAUCGUGAUCUGUGGGAACAUGGCCUCGCAUCAUGCUGGCGAAGUGUACGCGAGCACGGCCCCAGCAGAGAUCGUGAGGGCAGCUAUCGCCCUAGCCAGGUUCUUCAAUUGGAACUUGGGGCUGAUUGACAUAGUGGCAGCGUUUCUACAAACACCGUUUAGCGCGUUGAAAGGUGCGCCGCUCGUGUACGGCGUCCCUCCUAAAGUGCUAGUACGUGCAGGACUAUGUCGCCCCGGCGAAUUGUGGAGGCUGACUCAUGCAGUUUACGGCCUUCAAGAGAGUCCGAAGCUAUGGGGUUCAUACCGAGACAUGAGGCUAGCGCAGGUGCAGUUGGUGGUGGACGGGAAACGAGUGACGCUACUUCAGGGUCGAGUUGAGCCUUCGUGGUGGUCCAUCAUGCAAGAGGGGUCGGUCCUGAUCGGGGUGUUGGUGGUCUACGUUGAUGACCUGUUGUUGUGCGCAAGGACCGAAGUUAUCAAGGAGCUGGCUGCGGCGAUCCAGUGCAUGUGGAGGACGAGUCCUCUCCAGUUGGUCACCGAAGGAGAGAUUAGAUUUUUGGGGAUUGAGAUCUCGAGAACAACCCAGGGGUUUGCAUUGUCUCAGAAGUCCUACCUCGAUGAGCUGUUGCGUUUACACGAGAUCCCCGCCAGAAAGCGUGACCUAGUCCCCGUGACCAAGGAGCUGGUAAGUUUCGUUGCUGCUGAAGAUGAAGCUCCCAAUGACGAAGGAGAGGUUCGUGCGGCACAACAGAUAGCUGGUGAACUGUUGUGGAUCAGUCAGAGGACACGCCCUGAUGUGGCGUUUGUGUGCUCGUUGAUUGGUUCAUUGGCCACGAGAGCUCCGAGAAGGGCGCUGGAGAUUGGACUGAAGACGUUAGCGUACCUUCAAAGGACCAGUGAGAGGAGACUAUUGUUCGAAGGAGGUUCCCGCUACCUCGCCGGCUUUGUGGACGCGUCGUUCGCCCCAGACGCCAACCGGUCUCAUACCGGUUGGAUCAUUCAGCUGGCCGGGAAUGUGAUAGCCUGGCGAUCUUCGAGGCAAUCAUGCAUAAGCUUAAGCACAGCCGAAGCGGAGCUUGAGGCAGCGGUUGAGGGGCUGGUUGCGAUCCAAGGCAUUCAGGCGGUGUUGCAGGACAUUGGCGCCGGGAUGUUUGCCAUGCAGAUGCACUCAGAUAGCACCUCAGCGCUAGCGAUAGCUCAUGGGUCGUGCAGCUGGCGAACUAGACACCUUCGGUUGAAGAGCGCGUGGAUCAGCGAGCUAAUUGACAGGAAUGUUGUCGAGUUCAGCCAUUGCCAUGGUGAAGUUCAGCCGGCGGAUAUGUUGACGAAGCCGUUAUCAUCUGCAAGGAUCAAGUCCUUAAGUUGCCUGGUUGGAUUGCUUGAUGAGAUGGAGUCUUUGUGCUCGGUGGCUUCAGUCCAGGAGGAGCAGGCAAGCAGCAGCAGACAGUCCGGCAGCCCAGCAGCACAGCACCUUAACCCGAUCCCUAAGGUUCUAAUUGCUCUUUUGGUACUGACUCAAGCUGUAUCGGGAGAAAGAGUUCAUGAAGAACAAGGAGUGGUAGUCUAUGGAAGUGGAGUUUCUGUUGACUAUGGAUUGGUGACAUGGCUGGUGAUGUGGUGCCUGGUGUUGGUUGGUGUUUUAUCCUGGGAAGCACUGAAGUGGAUCGCGUGGAUGAUAUAUGAUCGAGCAUCCCCAGGCUCGACACAAAGGAGGCUUCGACGUCUUCAAAGGUUGAGGGAUGCGACGGCCGAGGCAAUCCACCGUGAAGUGAGUGCCCGGGUGGGUUCUCGAGCUGAACAGCGGGCUCGGGAUUCCAGGGAGAUGCCUAGGAACCAGUUACCAAAUCCACCACGAGAAGCAGAUCCUCACGCCGAGGAGCGAAUGAAUCUGCUUAGACGGCUAGCGCAUGGGGUGAAAGAGACGAGAGAGGCGGCGAUUCAAACCUCCGCCUUUACUCCAGUGCAUGGCCCUUCGACGAGGGUUAUUUUGAGGUAUGUACAUGAACCCCCCGAGGCUACCUAUGUGGUUCCAGAAAAUGACUGCUUCCAUGUCUAUGAGGACUGCCAUGCGUUUCGACACAGAGGCACUCUGCAGAAGGUCGAGCGAAGAAGGCUUUGCCGAUACUGCAGCAAUCGGGCGUCUGAUGAUCCGGACAAAACGCCGGACUACGGGCGGGACCUUGAAAGGGCUCGCGAGUACGAGCGUGUCUUCAACACCACACUUCUGACAUCUGGACAGAGUUCUGGAGUGGCCGAAGCCUGA
Molecule: messenger RNA, 8172 nt
Organism: Symbiodinium sp. CCMP2592
Lineage: Eukaryota; Dinophyceae; Suessiales; Symbiodiniaceae
Source: the annotation of a GenBank genome assembly